Molecule: messenger RNA, 1009 nt
Organism: Striga asiatica
Lineage: Eukaryota; Viridiplantae; Streptophyta; Magnoliopsida; Lamiales; Orobanchaceae
Source: the annotation of a GenBank genome assembly
AUCAAAACAUGCUCACAAUGUGGUGAAGUGCGCGUGAAGGUCCUCUUUUUUUCUUUCCACCCCGGCCGCUCCAUUUUUGUUUAUUAGUGAAAAGUCUAGAGGGCAUCAUACCUAAUGUCGGCUUUGGGCAACCCAAGCAACAUCUUCUGGCAUGAAUGUCCUGUCGGGAAGGUUGAUAGGCAAAAGCUGCUCAACCAACAAGGUUGUAUUGUAUGGAUCACUGGUCUAAGUGGAUCAGGGAAAAGCACCCUUGCGUGCUCACUGGGUAGACAAUUGCAUUGUCGGGGAAAACUUUCAUAUGUUCUUGACGGAGAUAACCUUAGGCAUGGUCUCAACAAGAACCUUGGUUUCACACCAGAAGAUCGGACUGAAAACAUACGCAGGGUUGGGGAAGUUGCGAAGCUUUUUGCUGAUGCUGGGUUGAUUUGCAUUGCUAGUCUGAUAUCUCCUUAUCGUAAAGAUCGUGAUGCUUGUCGUGCAUUGUUGCCUGAAAAUUUUAUUGAGGUUUUCUUAAACAUGCCUCUAUCGUUGUGUGAAGGAAGGGACCCCAAAGGCCUUUACAAGCUUGCACGAGCUGGGAAGAUUAAAGGUUUUACAGGGAUAGACGAUCCUUACGAACCUCCUCUGAAUUGUGAGAUUGAGAUACAAGAGUGUGAAGGAAUAUGCCCCACACCAAAUGAGAUGGCUGGGCAGGUGGUAUCGUACUUGGAAGACAAAGGAUAUCUGGAAGUUUAGUUGCUAAAGCUUUUAUACAAACUGAUCUCUAGCUUAGAGUACAGAUUUUGAUAUAGCAUGUGACAUUGGAGUUUUCAAGGAAAUAGGAGCAUACUUGCACUUGCUUUUCUUAAAUCUAUGGGUAUGAGUUUUGUGCCCUUUUGAGCUUUUGUGGUUUGUAUCACUUAUGGCAUGAUUGGUAGGAAGGAAUGACAUGAGAAAAGAAUUAUCAUUCAUUUACUUAUUCUUUAUCCCAUGAUUGGUAUAUUUUUUGAGAAGGAAUGACCAUUCCAAU